CCACGUCCUGCCCGGCCUGCACCUUCCUCAACCACCCCGCCCUGCGCGCCUGCGAGAUCUGCGGCACGCCCCUGCCUCCUCCACCCUCCCGCCCGACUUCGACUUCCUCGAUGCGGUCCGCACUGGCCUCUCGCCUCGCCACGCCUCCGCCUCCCCCCUCCUCCUCCGCACAGGUCAAAGAAGAAACGCGCUCGAUCAAGCUCUCCUUCCGCAAGGGCGGCGACCGCGCCUUCUACGCCGCACUCAAGCGGGCUCUCACCGGCAAAGCCUGGGAGUCCACCGCGCUCUCCAAGCCAAAACCGACCGGAUCGCAACAACCCGCCGCCGGCAUCCACGGCGUGCUCACCACCGUCUCCUCCUCCGCCCACCACACCGCCACGGGCAUGACCACCGCCCUCGCCGACCUCGAAGCGCUCAUGGCCAAAGCCAAAGACAUGGUCGCCCUCGCCGCCGACCUCAACGACCGCCUCACCGCGCUCACUUCCUCCUCCACCACCCUCUCCCCUUCCUCCUCCACGACCGCGACCGCAAAUACAACGACGACGACGAUCAUCGAACCGGAAGAAGCGACCUUCAUCCGCUCCUCGCUCACCCAGCUCGGGCUCCAGAUCCCGCACGCGCCCGUCACGCUCGACAUGGUCCAAGACGAGCGGCGCUGGCUCGACGCGCUCGCGCGCGAGCUCGCCGGCGUCCUCCAAGGCAGCGGCGGUACUGCAGGCGGCGGUACUAAAGAAGGACGAGGCGGACGAGGGGGACGAGGCGGUCUGAUGGCGCGCCGGGGCGUGAUGGGCCUCGACGAGGCAUGGGGCGGGUGGAACCGCGCGCGCGGGGUCGCCCUCGUCCCGCCCUCGACCUUCCUCCAGGUCCUCCCCCACCUCCCCGCGCACACCCGGCCCCCCGUCCGCGCCCGCAAGCUCGGCUCGCGCGGCGUGCACAUCCUGCACGUGCCCGAGUACGCGCCCGCCGCGUUCGCGGCGCGGCUCGUGGGCUUGAUCGCGCUCGCCGGGCCGCGUACGGCGGUCGAGGUCGCGAGGGAGGAGGAAGGGGAAGGGGGAGAAGGGGGAGGGGGAGGGGGAGGAGGUGUGCCGCUGGGCUUGGUGGUGGAGAUGGUGAGGGAGGUGGAGGAGGCCGGGGAGGUGGUGAGGGAUGAGGAGGAGGGGAGGGGCGGGGCGGCGGGGGGCGGGGGAGAGGUGAGGUGGUGGGUGAACGAGUGGAGGGGGUAUGUGUGGGACGGGCAUGUGUUCGAUGAUUAG
Punctularia strigosozonata HHB-11173 SS5 is the source of this 1253-nucleotide messenger RNA. RefSeq lists its product as uncharacterized. The transcript is spliced from 4 exons. Gene Ontology annotation, molecular function: phosphatidylinositol-3-phosphate binding; ubiquitin binding. Gene Ontology annotation, biological process: protein transport to vacuole involved in ubiquitin-dependent protein catabolic process via the multivesicular body sorting pathway. The record is from RefSeq and is a predicted model, not a curated record. NCBI's taxonomy places the organism in Eukaryota, Fungi, Basidiomycota, Agaricomycetes, Corticiales, Punctulariaceae. Bases 111 to 1253 code for a protein of 380 amino acids. Gene Ontology annotation, cellular component: ESCRT II complex; late endosome membrane.